Messenger RNA from Danaus plexippus (monarch butterfly), 5435 nucleotides. RefSeq lists its product as uncharacterized. Gene Ontology annotation, cellular component: membrane. Gene Ontology annotation, molecular function: G protein-coupled receptor activity. Lineage: Eukaryota; Metazoa; Arthropoda; Insecta; Lepidoptera; Nymphalidae. The record is from RefSeq and is a predicted model, not a curated record. The transcript is spliced from 25 exons. The coding region runs from base 155 to 4450 and encodes 1431 amino acids.
CCUCGGUAUUCGCCGAUGUUGUUGGACGUGUGUACGGUGAGGCUGGAGAACGCGAGUGAAAUAACUACGAUGUUCAGUGUCAAACGUAAAUGUGUGUCGUGAGUGAUAAUUUUAUAGUGUUCUGUUUUGGAACGUACGGCUUCUUCACAACAACAUGCUGACCAUGCAAAAUCUGCUUAGCAUAACAUUAAUAACCAUCACAGCUGACAUUGUUCAUACGCAGAAGGGUGACAUAAGAGAACAUCAAGGCCCACAAACAUGUGGCGGAAGAUUAAAGGGACCCGUUGGUAUUAUCCAAACUCCAAACUUUCCUAAUCCUUUCUCGGUUCCAAUCAAAUGUCGAUGGAUAAUUGAACACGACAUAGUAAAUGGGACUAUAUCGAUAUAUUUCACCCAACAGUACACAACUAGCGGAUUAACUUUUACUGAAUACAUGUAUUACGAUGAAUCGUAUAAAUUGGGUGAACGGAAAGCACUCACCGUUACGGAGGAGAACAUCACUAGGAAUAACUGGUUACAGGUACAAAGUCCAGUUCUCGUCGUCGAGCUUACCUUGAAUAGACUAGAAGGUACGCAGCUGAGAGCUCUGGGUCUCCUAUCAGUUUUUGGGUUCAAUAUGACCUACAUGGUGAGAGGACCCAAUGAUGAACCUGGUCCAAAGGCCUGCAGUACAAUAGAAUGUCGCCUUCUAGGACACUGUUAUGCUAGAUAUGAUUACAAGGAAUUCUACUGCGAUUGUUUUGAGGGUUACUCGGGAGCCGAUUGCGGAGUUGGGCCUUUAUGUCCGAAGACCCCCAACAUGUGCAAAAAUGGAGGCACCUGCGGUCAAAUGGGUCCAGCUGCAGUAAGUUGCAUCUGCGCGCCGGGUUUCACGGGUGAUCUUUGCGAGUCUCAGAUCGAAGCACCUGAGUGUGGCAUAGAAGAAUGUUCUGAAGGCUGCACGACAGGCGCUUGUGAUUGCAAUCCCAAAGAUACCGACGUCUCUUCCGCUCGUUUUGAAACAAGGCUGCAAAUAGUGGACCAAGGAAGUAUAAACAUAUCUCAAGAAAUUAUAAAACAGAUGACUAACUAUUUAAGAGCUUCCAAUAUAACUUUACACGAUGAAAUUGAAGUUUUAAACAUUAGUGCCCCUGAUGCGCUGGGUGCACGUACAGUGUGGCUUCGUGUAUGGGCGGAACGGCGAGAUGCAGGAGCGUUAAGGACUGCUCUAGCACGUUUAGCUGCCACUCGCACACGCACUGACAGGCUGCGCUUGCUGCCUGCUAUGCUGCAUUUUGAUAUGCAACCUGCUCUUAGUUUACACGCACUGAUCGUUAACCAGCGUCAGGAAGUGUGGGAAGGAUCUGAAUUUAUAUUGAGCUGCAUGGCGUAUGGGUCCCCUGACAUAACAUUUACUUGGUAUAAAGAUGGGGUUAAAAUAAACUUUAAUGGAACUACAAGAGAUAUUUGGACUCGAACAGUAGCAGAAGAUGCAUUAGGAAGGCGUAUGUCAGUAUUGGGUAUUUCUGAAGCUAAGAAACCUGAUAGUGGUCGGUGGUCUUGUUCCGCUGAUGACGCUGGGAGGAGACGGUGCAGUGCCCUGAGACUAUCCAUACUACGUCCUCCCGAUAUAAGACUAGUGCCUUCCAUGUUAACUGUAAACAAGGGAGAUAAUGUAAGCAUCACAUGUCUUGCUGGUGCGAGUCGUGUACACGGAGUAUUGGGAUUUAGUUGGGCCCGAGAACGAUCUCUGUUGCCACAGGCGCCCGGUCGCGAGGUUUGGGAGGAUCUUUACCCAGCGGGAAGCGUGCUUAAGCUAUAUAAUGUACAGAAGUCUGGAGAAUUCCGUUGUCAAGUAUCGUCAGUAGCGGGUACGAAUACUAAAGCCGUAACAAUGUGGACUCUCGGUUCUAAAGACGAAGCGUGUCCGAGUGAAGCAUCCCACGGUCUACGAUGGCCCAAAACUGCACCAGGAGCUCACGCUGCAACAACCUGCCCACCUGGACAUACUGGGGAAUCAAUUAGAUUCUGCGAACCUAAAACUACCCAACACGGUGUGAAAUGGGUCAUACCGGAUUUUUCUGGUUGUGUUGCGGAUUCCUUAAACGACAUUUAUGAGCAGUUUACUAAAAUCUCUUACGGUUAUUCGUGGGCUAAUGUUUCUCAUGUGGCACAUCAAUACGGAGCAGUUCUCCGUUCACUCCCCGCUCAACCUGGAGAGGGUACUAUUCCCUUAAAACAUGCUAAGAAUAUGCUUAACUAUCUCCUCUCCAAUGCUGGUAAAUUGAAGGAUAGAAGGGAAAGUGUGAACCAUCUACUCAUUAUAUAUGAUACGUUGCUAAAGCAUCCUGACGCUUUUUUAGAUGAAGAAAAAAUAUACGAUCUUCAAAAUGCUAUAGUUGAAACAGCAGGAAUGCGUGAUAACCUGGUUUCCGUGUACAAGGAGUUUGCCAUAAAUACUAAGCAAGCUAGAGAAGAUGGCGCUGCACACUUUAGUUUCACGCCAAUUCCAGGAUCUGAAGAAUGGUUACUAACAUCCGCUGGUGUAGAACUGCUUGGACGAAAUGGAAAUACGUCUGUGGUCGUUGUACAGUAUCGAAACUUAGCUGCACGACUGCCAUCAUUGAGAAGAUCUAUUGAAUUCAACUCAUCGUCUUCUAGGGGUGGUCGAGAAGUGGAGUAUGAGCUGGCGUCCGCACAAACACAACUUCACGCGCCAGGUUAUGCUCACAACGGACAUUCCACCACGUUGCUGUUUGUGCAUUCAAAAAAUUAUUCAGCAAUAGCAUCAAAAUUAGCUUGCGCAUUAAGAACCCCAUCAGAGCCGCGGGUCUGGAUAACGAAGGCUUGUGAGGUUCGUGUACCUGAGCCAACGCACGUGGCGUGUCGGUGUCGAGGUCUUGGCACUUUUGCGUUAUUCACUAUCGCCAGGUCUACCCUUUCAGACACAGAAAAAGACCUUCGCGGAAUUGUCAAGAUCACAGUAGGAUUGAGUGGUACGAUGAGCCUGGUGGCUGCUGCAUUGCAGCUUCUCAGUCUUUUACCGGGGAAACGAGCACGGCUGCCCGUCUUGUUGCGAGCUGUCACUGCGGGCACCCAUUCAGCAGCCAUGCUUACCCUCCUAGAGUGUGAUACCAGACAAGAGGAGGCUUGUCCUGGAGCCUUAGGGUGGGUAUGCGCAGCAUGCUGGUGCGCUGGUUGUGCGGCACUGUGUGCACAGCCACUGCUACUUCAAGCUGAGCUAGCAGGUCGGCGACAAAAUGCUCCUUCUGUCGCACUUCUUGCAGGUGUAUGCACCCUUGCUUGGUUGACUGCGCGGCUGUGGGGUGGGGCUCCUCUCCAGAUCGGAGCGGCAGCGCAGGCCGUGUGCGCGGCCGGUUGCACGCUAUUAGCCGUGUUGUGUUUCGCUCUAGCAAUUUGUGCUGCUGUAAGAUUGAGGACUAUAACGCAUAAAGUUCCAGUCGAAAGACGGACAUAUUUGAGAGAUCGGCGGCGUGUUGUACGACAUACAAUUGCGGUAUUAGUGACGACUAGCGCAGCGCAAGCGGCCGGUGUUUGGUGGGCACAACCGGGACCUCGGACCCUUGCUCUCGUUUUAACACUCUCUAUCACCGCUCUUCUUAACGGAGUAACAAUGCUGAUUUGCUACGUGAUAUGGGAUGAAGAGUGUUUGCAAUCAGCAAAGAGAGUACUAUCACUACCCUCCCAACGCGAAUGGCAAGAAUCCCCGGCGGGUGACACAUCACUUAGUUUAUAUAUAAAACAAGGCGGUGAAGUAGAGAGCCGGGGAGGAGUGGGUAUGUUGGAAAACACUUCAUCGCCCGUCUCGCCAGUGACGUCAUACUGGCGAGCUCCGGGGCUUGAGAGCCCAGCGAGGCUUAACAGGAUACAGUCGACGCCAGACAGCCGCGCAGAUAUAGUCCGAUGUGUGGAAUAUAAGGACGCACUGCUGAGUCCGCAGCGAUAUGAUGCUCACGUAGGCACCACACAUGCCGUUUGCGACCUCAUCCCACAUACCGCACCCCACCGGCCCGAGUACAUGGAUCGCGUGUGUCUUGAGCUUCGAGUCCUAAAAAACCCACCCUCAGAACCAGUUGCUCCCCUUCUUGCCUGUUCAGUUGACUUUGAACCUUACACAGGGAGACAGCUCGACACUUCCAAGGACGCCUGCAGCAUCUGCGUACAGUCCAACCCUGAUGUAUCUAAAAUCACGUCCCCACCUAUAAAAAGUUGUCUUAAAAAACCCAAAGAAGAUUUCACUUCGAGCAUUUCACUACCUUCCAUGGAAUUAAAAGAAGAACCAAAGACUAAGUCUGACAUAGACCAAGUAAAUAGGGAGUGGAAUAGAGCGUACGACUCACCGGAAACGGAUAGAGUAUUAAAUAAAAUAUCCAACGAUUUAGACUUUUUACUAAACAGGACUCAAGUUAAGAAGACAAUACUCGACCAAAUAGAAGAAGCACCCACUUAGGAUAAACGUACUAUCAUUUAACUAAUGGUAACAAGGGUGCAAUCACAUAGAAUAACUUGUACAUAUAGAUAUAUAAAUAUAAUAUAAUUUAACUGACAUAAUAAUUUAUGAACCAUCUAUCUGUACAUCGCAUUUUAUACUUAAUGUUGAUUCAAGUGUAGUAUCAUGUAUAUCUUUUAGUUAUUAAUAAAUGAAAUAAUUUUAAUUUAACACAGUAAGUAUAUUAAUAAAUAAACGUUUUAUAUUUCGUUAGUCUUUAUUAAAGUCGCACGAAAUAAAAAAGAUGAACUUCAAAGGAACCAAGUCUCUGAAAAUGGGAUUCCGUAGUUUUAAUGAACUAUCUUAUUACAAAUAUCGCUAGUCAAUAGAUUCAUACGUAGAUCUCUUAUUAAUACAAAGAACUUUAAUUUUUUUUCAUCUCUUCACAAUACAGCUUCCCUUCAAACUAAACACGUGUACAUUUUUAUAAGAUAAAUGAUUGUGAUAAUUUUUACAACAUAUUACUUCAUCAUUUAUAUUUUAAAUUAAAUUUAGCAAUUAAUAUUAUUAAAAAGCUAUAAUUUAAACGAUAUGAACAGUAUUCAAGUACAAAUUAUUAAUUUUUUAACAUUCUAAACGAAGUAACAAAGAUAUAUUAUAAAGACAUUUUACUUAGGUUAUUUAGGUAUAUUAGCCAAUUUUAGUUAAAUUUACAAAGUUACCAACCGCCAUUAGUAUUUACAUAACAGACGCAGAAGGCGUGAUAAUUCUCAAAAUAGAUUUAGUUCUAAAAUUCUUUUGUAUACGAAAUAACAUGUUAGCCAAUUAAAUGUAGUUUAUUUUUGAGAGUUUAAUAUUAAAAAUGUAUGUCCAAACAGAAUUUUUAAUAAUGUCAAAGAAUAUUGUUUUAAAUAAGUUAUUUACUAAUGAUACAAUAUAAAUUACAUUUUCCGUUGUCACGAGUACAAUAUAUAUUUUUAUUUAUAAUACAUUUUUUUACUAUUUA